CACAGGGGAGUUUCAGCAGAGAGCUUAGUCUAGCUUUACUCGGAGCUGUAUGCAGCCAGUAAUCUGAAACAAACCGUGUUUUAGUUUAGUUUAGUUAAUUUUUCUUACAGCUUUUUCAGUUUUUGAGAGGCAGCCAUGAUUAGCCGUAACUUUAAGAACGUGCUGGUGGUGUCUGUCGGGUUUCUCUCACUUUUCACAGCUUAUGGAGGCCUGCAGAGUUUACAGAGCAGUCUGAAUGCGGAGCAGGGGAUGGGAGUGGCGUCUCUGAGCGUCAUCUACGCCUCCAUCAUCGUCUCCUCCAUGUUCCUGCCUCACAUCAUGAUCAAAAACCUGGGCUGUAAAUGGACCAUCGUGGCCGGCAUGGCCUGCUACGUCUCUUACUCUUUCGGAAACCUCUACCCGGGAUGGUACACCCUGAUGCCCACCUCAGCGGUGCUGGGUUUGGGCGGCUCUCCGUUAUGGUCAGCUAAAUGUACAUACCUGACCAUCGCCGGGAACGCCCAGGCGUCUAAAGACGGGAAGAAAGGACCCGACGUCAUCAACCAGUACUUCGGCAUCUUCUUCUUCAUUUUCCAGUCGUCUGCGGUGUGGGGAAACCUCAUGUCGUCACUCAUCUUCGGACAAGACAGCAACAUAGCUAUAAUCCCGGAGGACCAGCUGCAGGCGUGCGGCGCUGCAGACUGCAACCUGAACCUGAGCAUCAACAGCACCACCACCCGACCGGCUCAGGAGCUGGUGUGGACGCUCGUCGGCUGCUACAUCGGCGUGGGGGUGCUGGCCAUGAUCAUCGUGGCCGUGUUCCUGGACAACAUCGACCGGGAGCAGUCGAGUCAGUUCAGGGAGAACCGGGAGCCGCUCUCCAAGACGUUCCUCGCCACCUUCCGGCUGCUGAAGGACUGGAGGCUGCUGACCCUCAUCCCCCUCACCAUGUACAGUGGCUUCGAGCAGAGCUUCCUGUCCGGGGAGUAUACCAAGAACUAUGUGACGUGUGCGUUGGGGAUCCAUUACGUUGGAUAUGUGAUGAUGUGCUUCGGAGCCACCAACUCCCUCUGCUCGUUUUUAUUUGGGAGACUCGCUCGGUACACAGGGAGAGCCCCUCUCUUCUUCUUGGCUGCUCUGGCUAACUUCUCCUGCAUCAUCGCUCUGUUGUUCUGGAGGCCUCAUCCCGACCAGCUGCCCGUCUUUUUUGUGUUUCCCGCUCUGUGGGGAAUGGCCGACGCUAUCUGGCAAACUCAGACUAACUCUCUAUACGGCAUCCUCUUCCCGCGGCACAAAGAGGCGGCAUUCGCCAACUACCGGAUGUGGGAGUCCCUGGGUUUCGUCAUCGCCUUCGCCUACAGCACCUUCCUGUGUCUGGAGUACAAGCUGUACAUCCUGCUGGCCGUCCUGGUGGCCACCGUCAUCACUUACCCCAUCGUGGAGUACCACGAACACAAGCACCCCCAGCCACCUGUAGACGAGGCCGAAUACCUCCACCGGAACAAGGAGGGGUUUGGCAAAGACGGGGGCAAAAUCAUCCGCCAGACACAAUUGUAGGGACAGAUUUACAGGAGUUUUUGUUUUUGUUUUUUGCACCCUGUUCUGGACAUUAAGAUGGAAAUGAAGGGCCUCACAGUGAUGCCUAACAUGUUUAAAUUACACUGAAAAAAUGACAGCUCUCAACAGCACACUGAUCUUUGUUUAUAUUCACCGUAAAAAACCUUCUUUCCCUGAAGGAAAAAUGAAUAAUCUGAUCUUUCAUAUUUGACUCCAUGAUGAGUCUUUAUAGCUUUGUGUGGAUUUAAUAUGUUGUAUUGUCUGUAUAUAUAUACAUUAAAUGCAGGUAAAAUGAGGGAUUUCAAGUUAUUUGAUUGCUUUUUUUAACGAGUUUAAGGGCUGUUGUACAUUAUCUGGAUUUGUGCAAUUACAAAACCAACACAUUUUCUACUAAGCAGUAUUGUUUUGAACCGUAACUGAAAAGCACAUACUGUAAACGUUGUUGUUAAAUGUUAAAUAAAUAUUUGUGUCAAAAGG
Molecule: messenger RNA, 2013 nt
Organism: Eleginops maclovinus (Patagonian blennie)
Lineage: Eukaryota; Metazoa; Chordata; Actinopteri; Perciformes; Eleginopidae
Gene: unc93a
Product: unc-93 homolog A
Exons: 8
Coding region: 136-1536 (466 amino acids)
Source: RefSeq, a predicted model, not a curated record